AUUAGGAUUUUUCACUGUAGCAAUUAUACAGUACUGCAUGUAGAAAUGGUACACAAAGCAGAGCUAUUGGCAGCUUUGUCUCAACAAAGACAUAACCUCUAACUGUAUUUAUCUUUGGAUUGGCAAUGCAUCUUGUGAAUGGGGAGGUGGUAAAGGUGCCUCUUUGUGUCCUUGGGGUGGGGCUGGAGGAGGGUGAGUUGAAGGAGAGAAAGCUACUACAGAGAAGCCAAAACUUUGAUCCCAUUGAUGUGCUGCAGGAGGCUGUGCAGCUGAAACCCAAGCCCAGUAACAUGUCAGACUUUGUGAACUAUUCUAAGCAUCAGUUGCUGACGCCGAGAUGAGGGGUGGGGGUUUCUGGGGGCACAUAUGCGCCUCCAUAAGAACUCCCAAUAGGAACUGACGGUUGCUACAAGCACCAUCUGACAUGCAGUCCCUUAAUGUUGGGAAAUUAAGCUGUUUAUAGCCCCCCCCCCCUCGUAUCACAGUUCACAGUCCCCAGUGUGAGAGUCUGGUCAGAUCCAUUUGUGGAUGAGCGUUUUUUUAAUGCUCCACAGGGUUGUGAUGCAGAAACGUAGUUCGGCGUUUGGUCAGGCAAGUGAGGUUUGGUGUGAAGGCAGAUCGCUAGGAGCUGUAGUGACCUUGGGACUGCUUGCUGAGGGCAGGACAGAAUUCCUGAAGGGACACAUGGUCUAGAGUGACAAGGCCAUCUGCUGUAGCGCCAGCAGUAGGAGGAAGGUGGAGGGGGGUUGGACACGGGGGUGGAGGGUGCUGAGAAUUCCUUUUGCUGGGGUGUGGAGGGAGUAGAUAUUCUGGGAUAUCGCUGCUAGCACUCCACCAGGAAACGUGUUUCUUUGGUGUUUUUCACACGGAAAUCUUGAGAGAGAAUUUUUGAACACUUGAUGGUGAGUGGGGAUCAUUGCAGGGUUAAAUGGGGAAGAUAUUUUCCUGGCCCGCCACCUCUCCACGAAGCGGUUGGUGAUAAUGGUCUUGGUGCAUCGCCGUUCUACUUUGGUGGAUCCAGUUUCCUUUCCAUCUCAGCACAGCCGGAGCUGAGAGAGCGGGAUCUGGUAGGCCUUCUGGCACCGACCUCUUGAGAGGAUCAUCUUCAAGGGAUCUUCUUUGGAGUUGUACUGUGCAUGGCAAGGAUCUACUUUCCUGCUGCCUCACUGAAAUUGCAUGGCCUAAACGAAUGAAUAUUUUUAUGAGGCGCCUUGCACCAGAGAUGGGCCAGGACCAAACCAAGCAGCAGAUAGAGAAGGGCCUGAGGUUGUAUCAGUCCAAUCAGACAGACAAAGCCCUGCAUGUGUGGACAAAAGUGCUGGAGAAAACCUCAGAUCCUGGAGGGAAGUUUCGGGUGUUGGGGUGCCUGAUCACAGCUCACUCAGAGAUGGGAAAAUAUAAAGAUAUGCUCAAGUACGCCCUCGAUCAAAUCGACACAGCCAGAGAAAUGGAGGACCCAGACUACCUGACAGAGGGCUACCUGAACUUGGCACGCAGCAACGAGAAGCUAUGCGACUUCCAGAAAACUGUCUCAUACUGUAAGACCUGUUUGAACAUGCAGGGCACCACUGUCAGCCUGCAGCUCAACGGGCAGGUGUGUCUCAGCAUGGGCAACGCCUUCCUGGGCCUCAGCGUCUUCCAGAAGGCUCUGGAGAGCUACGAGAAGGCUCUGCGCUACGCACACAACAACGACGACAAGAUGCUGGAGUGCAGAGUCUGCUGCAGUCUAGGAAACAUAUACGUCCAGCUUAAGGACUAUGAGAAAGCCCUGUUCUUCCCUUGCAAAGCAGCUGAGCUUGUCAAUGACUACGGCAAAGGUUGGAGCCUCAAGUAUCGGGCCAUGAGCCAGUAUCACAUGUCUGUAGCCUACAGGAAACUGGAGCGCCUGCCAGACGCCAUGGAGUGCUGCGAGGAAUCUAUGAAGAUCGCUCUGCAGCAUGGUGACCGUCCUCUGCAGGCUCUGUGCUUACUAAACUUUGCUGACAUACACCGCUGCAGGCGUGACACUGAUAAAGCAUUCCCUCGCUACGAGUCUGCACUGGGUAUCAUGACUGAGAUCGGAAACCGUCUUGGACAAGCACAUGUCUACCUGGGUGUCGCAAAAUGUUGGCUUUUGCAGAAAGAAUUUGACAAGGCUCUUGAUUCUUUGCAGCGAGCACAGGAAUUAGCCGAUGGAAUGGGAAACAAGCUGUGCACACUGAAGGUUCACUGCCUGAGUGAGGGGAUUUAUCGAAGCCGGGGGCAGCAGGAGGAGCUCAGAGAGCAGGUGGUGAAGUUCCUGCAGUGUGUCGAGGAGCUGGAGCUCUACUGUGGCAUGUGUGGAGAGUCCAUUGGGGACAGGGACCAAAAGCUGCAGGCCUUGCCCUGUUCCCACAUUUUCCAUCUCAAGUGUCUGCAGACAAACGGGACAAAGGGUUGUCCUAAAUGCUUCAAAUCCUCCAUGAAGCCUGGAUUUGUGUGAUUGUGAGACAGUGUUUGUGCAUUGGAUCUGCAAACACAGCGCGACGCCUCGCAGGCUCCUGACUGAUCUGAGAGAAGCAGGUAGCCUCAGGUUGUGCUGAAGAUGUUUGAGGAGUAAUAAUUCACUGCUCCCAUGCAGAGGAUGCUGAACCGAACCCAGAGUGUCCCAGAGUACGGCUCUGAGGACGCGAUCAAGGCAUCCAUUUCAUUUAUGGACAUCAGUCUGUGAGCGACUGACGCUGACUGAGGAGGUAUAACUGACAGUUACAUUUCAAUAUAAGCUGAAGAAGAGACCCUACAUUGUCUCUGAUGACUGGCCAUUUGCUGCAGAAUUUAAAGAGAGAGGAUUAUGUACUGUCCAAAGAGCAUUUAUAAUGUGUACUUGCUAUUUCGUGCAUUAGAACUCUUUAGUAAAAGUGAGAUGAAAUGAUCUUCAGUGAUAUCUCAGUAGACUUAGUCACAGGGUUUGUCGUUCAAAUUCAACACCACAUCUGCUCAUUCUUUACUCUCAACAGUUUUCUGAUUUUUUCAAAAUCAGGACACAGAGCCAUUUCUGAAUUUAACUGAUUUCAUACUUGGUAUAUUUAUUAUUGUAUUCAUGUACAUACUAUUCUCAUAUUAAUUUGUGUUAAUGGCUUGAUUUUUUGAGGUGUUUUGUAAAACCUAAAACUAACUAAAAUCUCUUAACCAUUCAAAAACCAGUAUGUCUUUACAAAACAGGUUCAUGCAGCUGUUUUUUUUCCUUCUUCACAAAAGAUUAAGGAGCAGGCUCAACACACAUUGUGUUCAUACAAAUUCCUUUUCUGGAAAUGUUUUACUCUUAACUCUGACACCACAUAAUAUUGUUGCAAUUGGGAAAGGAUCUUCUUUGACCAAUCGCUCACUUGUCAAAUUAUUUAGAAGAUACAUACAGUCUGUUUUAAUGUAGUGCCUUCAUAUUUGUAGUCAUAUGUAAAUAUGAAUUAACUGUUAAAAUUGCAGUCGUCAAAUUGAGAUUAUUUCUUUGUAAAAGCAUUGUAAUUUCAAAGCGGUUUUAAGGGUGAAAGCUAAAAAGUUGAGCUAUCACGUUAACUGUUGCAUGUUUAUUCACAACACCGAGCAACAGGAUUGGAUUACAUCAAAUUAUGUAUCCAUGUAACUGUGUAUUUAAUUAUUUCAUAAUUUUUUGUUAUAGUAUUUCUUAAUAUUCAGUGGCUUUUACCAUUCAUAUCCAUUCUAUAUCUGUUCAGUUUAUUUGAAACAUUUUGUCAUUUGGAGAAAAAAAAAGCCAUCAAUCCACACCAUCAUUACUCACAAUAUUUUUCAUCUACAGUAGGUUUACCUCAAAAACCGGGUUUCUAAAUUUCUUCUUAGUAUUCUUUUAAAACUCUUUUUAACAUGUUCAGUUGUAUGGUGAAAAUGGAAUAAAUGCCUGGUACUGCAGGGACAAAAUCAUUUCAGUAAAUACUAUUUAAAUACUAGUUAGACAUGACAAACUCACAUACACUCAAUACAUACAAUUUUUAAAGUAGUUUUCUCUCUCUGUUACAUCAUGUGAGUAGCUUGACAACAGGAGAAGAGAGAGACCAACAAAUUUACCUUUACUGCACAAGCACUUAAUGUUUCUCACUGUAAGAACAAAUCUCUGCUUGACCUCAGUUGUUGGUCCUUGUUUGAGGUCCCUGCAGCCAAAGUAAUGUUAAUGAACUGUCUGUUUACCUGUCAUACAGUCAACGUAAAACUCUUGUAAAGCAUAGAUAUUAUCUACACUGUUAAUUAUUGUCGAUUGAGGUGUAGAGAAGAUCUUACUGACACAGCAGCCACUCAUCUUUAACGGUUUAAACUACCUCUGUUUUUGACUCCUCCUCAGAGGAUUAAUGCAGUAAUAACACAACAUUUAAAUACAUGUAGAAUUGUUAUGUUUUUCUAGACAUUAUGUUGAUAUAACCGUGAUUUAAAUGAUUUAAAGUCUGACUAAAAUGCAUUGUUAAUAUAUUUAUGCAUUGAGUCAAUCCAUGUUACUAUGGAGACAUUUAAUUAUGAAAAAUAAAGUACAC
This is a messenger RNA of Lates calcarifer (barramundi perch), 4496 nucleotides long. It is a transcript of the gene rapsn, whose product is annotated as receptor-associated protein of the synapse, 43kD. The record is from RefSeq and is a predicted model, not a curated record. Gene Ontology annotation, molecular function: acetylcholine receptor binding; protein-membrane adaptor activity. Gene Ontology annotation, biological process: chemical synaptic transmission. Gene Ontology annotation, cellular component: synapse. The transcript is spliced from 8 exons. Bases 1190 to 2461 code for a protein of 423 amino acids. Lineage: Eukaryota; Metazoa; Chordata; Actinopteri; Centropomidae.